CAGUGGCGAUUGGCGAUUGGAACACAAUUGUCAUUCGGUGUAUGAUCGACUCGUCAGAAAAAAGAACUUCGAAAAAAAAAUUUCGAAGAAAACGCAUUCAAUACAGACCAAUAAAUAUAUACACACUCGUUCAUCAAAAAAAUAAUAAUAAGUAAUAUUCCGGUAAUUCCGGUCCAAUUAGUCGACUUUGUAAAAAUCGAUUUGUUGAAAUGAGGACCUGCUUUUUGAGUAUCGAUACAAGGAAUAAACCCUGUUAUUCAAUUUUUUUCUAAUUUUUAUUAUUAGAAUUGGUAGAUAAUACGAGCAAUACAUGCAAGAUAUCAGAGUGUGGCAGUUUCUCGGUUUCACGUGGUGUUACGCAGUCCAUCGAGAAUAAAUCUGCUUCUGUUUCAACGCAUUCAUUAGCAUUAUUCUCGAUGUAUAACAGCUGAUAGUACUAUAAAACACAGUUUUGAAAAGAAUUUGUAUAUUAUGUGCAAUUAACAUACUGGCAAUACCUCAUCUUAGUGAUGAAAUGAUUUUUUGUCGUUUCAUUGUUUUUGUCCCAAAAUGGAUACGUCGCGUGUAAAACUAUUCGAUUGACAGUAAAGUGAUCAUUUUCUUCAUAUGACUAAACAAUUGUUGCAAUAAUGGAAAACGACAGUGAGGAAAAACACAAUGGUGAUGAAGAUCGUAGUGAUGAAAUGCGGUUGAAGAUUGAAAAAUUGGAAACGGAGAACGGCCACAUGCGAGAAGAAUUCAAUGCACAGCGAGCCAAGCUAAAAGAACUGUUUCUUCAAAAAGAAGAGGAAUUGAAGAGACGAUCGGAGGAGAAUACACGAUUGCAAGAAGAGAUAGCCAAAUUGAGGAACGAAUUUGACGAAUGUAAAAGUCAGCUUGUAGUGGCCAGUUUAACAUUAGAGAAUGAUGUCGAUGCUGAGAAGCGCAAAGCGCAAGAAGAAAUUCAGUCAUUACAGCAAGUUGUAUUAGACACAAUAAAAGAAAGCUCGUUAUCGAGAGAUCAAUUGGAGAAUGAAUUGCAAAAAUUUAAGAGCGUUGUGUCGAAAUUGGAGCAAGAAAACAGUCUGUUGAAGUCUCAGAUGACAAAAGAUCCGCAGUCCGAUGGACCCCAAAUUUCUCUAUCCACUGUUACCAAAACUAUAGCUCGCAAAGUUGCCUCACAGUUGGGAGCUGAUGCUCUCUCACUGGGAUCUGAUAACCUCGAAGAGAGCAUGAGGAAGGUAAAAAAAUAUGCCGAAGAAGACGCUGAAGUAUUGCGUUCGCUAGUCGUACCGCUCGAGGAGGAAAUAAAAGCACUGAAGGAAAAAUUACGAUCGACCGACGACGAGUUGCAGCGAUGCAAGGAAUCUCAAGUUGUGCAAAAAAAAUCUCAAGAAACGAGCUCGUUAGGACCCACUUGCGACAUGUGCGUUAAUUACGAAGCUCAGCUAGUCAAAAUUCAAACAACCGCGAAGGAGCUCGAAAUUCAAUUGAACGAUACUAUGCGUAUGCUUCACGCUCAAAGAGAGGACCUCGCGAAAGAAGUUGAAUUUCGUAAAGGAAUGGAAGAAAAAUGGAACGAGAAGAAGGAAGAGCACAAAAUUAAAGUAAAUGAGCUCACAAUGGCUUCGCAAAUGGCCCAGCAAGCUCUUUGUGAAAUUAAGCAAACUUACAGACAAGGCCAGCAAGGCAUUAUGGAAGAAUUGAGCACAUUAACAAGAGCGAGAGAAGAAGUUCAGAGACAUCUCUAUGAGCUGCAACGAGAAAACGAAAUGCUGGUGGGGAAACAUAGCAAGCAUUCGCAGCAGUUGCAAAGCGAGACUAUCAAUAUGCCAAAUGACGUCGAAGAAUUGCACGUAAGUUUACUCAAAACUCACGAAGACUUGAUAACUGCGAGAGUUGCUCAAGAAGUGGCGCAAGAAAAGGAAGAAACUUUGAGAUAUGAAAUUGGUCUAUUGAGAGAACAAAUGGAUCAGGAUAAUAGAAUGAGAGAACAACAAGAAGCGAUUGUGGCCAGUGAAAUACAACAGCUAAAAACUAUGGUUGAAAAAUAUCGGCGAGAUGUACGCGAACUAGCGGAAAAAGAAGAAAAAUUGCAACGCGUUGAAAAACAGUUGGAGGAAGUGACGAAAGAGAAAAAUGAUGCGAGUACAACGAUCGCCGAAUUGCGUCAGAGAGUUGCCAGUCUUCAACAAGUAUUAGAUACAAGUGGCGAAGUGCAGAAAGAUUUCGUCCGUUUGUCACAGUCGUUGCAGGUACAACUUGAAAAAAUUCGUGAAUCUGGAAGUGAAGUCAGAUGGCAACAUGAGGAAGACGUAGACGAAUGUCCGACUUGUCAUUCGGCUUUUACAAUAUCAAAGAAAAAGGUACACUGUCGGCACUGCGGUCACGUAUUUUGUCAAUCCUGUAUGACGCGAACAGUGAACAGUGGACCGAAACAAAGGCCAUCCCGUGUUUGUGGAGUAUGUCAUACGUUGUUGGUGCGAGACACAGCUCCUUACUUCAGUCAGGAACCACCGCACACUCCGGAUUAGAUCGCUAUUUUUAGUUCCCUCUCCUAAAUUGUUCGUUUCUUCAAGUAACGGAAGGAAUAGAAGAUUGUGUGCAAAAAACGUGCAAUAUAACAAAAAUGAGAGUUAUAACAAAAAAGGUUGCCCAUCUUGUGAUUGUCUCACGAUUGCUAUGGUUGUAGAAAAGAAAAGAGACCGUAUGAGAAAACGAUAAAUGUCCUCUCAUACAGUGAAUAUUCCAAGGAAAAAGAAAAGUUGAAAAUAUAUUUUGAAGGAUAGUAUCCGCUAAUUUCGAAACAAGCUAUCUCUCUUCUCUUCAUCUAAACGAAAAAGCAAAAGUCUUAGACGUUGAACGCUAAAGUGAGACAAAGCGCUAGUUACAAUUAUUAUUGCUCGGUGAUAAAUAUCGUUCGGGUGAUACAAAAAAAAGAGUCGUGUAAAUACGAAGAAGAAAAGUUCUGUAAUACUUAAUGUUUAUGAUAAUGUAAGAGAUUAAAGCUUUUGAAUGUAUCUGUUA
This is a messenger RNA of Venturia canescens, 3006 nucleotides long. RefSeq names its product rab GTPase-binding effector protein 1-like (gene Rbpn-5). The transcript has 7 exons. Gene Ontology annotation, biological process: endocytosis. The record is from RefSeq and is a predicted model, not a curated record. Gene Ontology annotation, molecular function: growth factor activity; metal ion binding; GTPase activator activity. Gene Ontology annotation, cellular component: intracellular membrane-bounded organelle. Bases 630 to 2513 code for a protein of 627 amino acids. Lineage: Eukaryota; Metazoa; Arthropoda; Insecta; Hymenoptera; Ichneumonidae.